GUUCAUCUAGGGAGAAGCCAACAGCCUUCGGGGCUGGGGAGGAUGGAGAGUGCUUUGGGGUUUUGGGUCAGGGUCUAAGGUGAUGAACUGCAGAAGCAUUAAUUACACGGUGGCCUGCUUUCUUUACUCAGUCCCUUGGGUAGAUCCCAGCACACCGAGUAAGUUCCUUUGCUGGAACUGGAAGAGGGAGUGGUCGGACCAAUCUGAGGAGGAGCCUGAGGAGGAGACAGAGAAGGAGUGCGCCCCUGAGCCUGAGGAGACUUGGGUGCUGGACACCCUGUGUGGGCUCAAGAUGAAGCUAAAGCGACAGCGAGUGUCACCCGUGCUCCCUGAGCACCCCAAGGCCUUCAGCAGUUACUUGUCUCCUUGGGUAGAUCCUGGUACGCCUAAUAUCCUUUGCUGUAAAAGGAAGAGGGAGUGGUCGGACGAAUCUGAGGAGGAGCCCGAGGAGGAGACAGAGAAGGAGCACGCCCCUGAGACUGAGGAGACCUGGGUGCUGGACACCCUGUGUGGGCUCAAGAUGAAGCUAAAGCGACGGCGGGUGUCACCCGUGCUCCCUGAGCACUAUGAGGCCUUCAACACGCUGCUUGGUAGGAGGACACCCCAGAAAGCACCUCCAAUUCUGUUCUUUUAAAAAAGAGGAAACUUCCCAUAACCAUACUUUCCAAACGGG
Molecule: messenger RNA, 673 nt
Organism: Sapajus apella (tufted capuchin)
Lineage: Eukaryota; Metazoa; Chordata; Mammalia; Primates; Cebidae
Product: putative speedy protein-like protein 3
Exons: 2
Coding region: 83-634 (183 amino acids)
Biological process (GO): positive regulation of cyclin-dependent protein serine/threonine kinase activity
Molecular function (GO): protein kinase binding
Source: RefSeq, a predicted model, not a curated record